Caenorhabditis remanei is the source of this 726-nucleotide messenger RNA. RefSeq lists its product as uncharacterized. Bases 1 to 726 code for a protein of 241 amino acids. The record is from RefSeq and is a predicted model, not a curated record. Lineage: Eukaryota; Metazoa; Nematoda; Chromadorea; Rhabditida; Rhabditidae. The transcript has 3 exons.
AUGACCGAUAACGAAGAAGUUGCUCCUGUCGCUGCUCGUCCGAUGACUGCCGAAGAACGUCGGCAACGUCGUCUUGCCAAAAUUUUAGGAAAUCCAGAAGAAAGAAUUAAUCGAAUUUUGAAUAAUGGAGGUGAUGAGAACGGAAAAAGACACGCACCGGCUAUCGAAGGAGGUGAAGGAUACAACAUUCUGCCGAAUCCAAGCACCAAUGGGAAUGCACUUACCACGACAGAUGAAGAAGUGGACGCAAUGGUCGAUAACUUCACUGGUUUUAACAGUGGAAUUCCUCCCGGAUUCCCUCCAGAAUUUGCCCAGUUCGCUCAGUUCUCUGGAGCCGGUUUGACUCCAUUAAAUCUAAAUCAAGGACCUCCACUGCCACCUGUAAAAGGAAUAAAUGUUCCACUUGUUGCUGUUAUUCUCGGUCUACUCUCUCGUGCCAUUAUGCUGUUCUCUGGACCCAUAAAUAUAGGAAUUCUCUGGGCUAUCUUCUACGUAACACUUGUAUCUCGAUAUUCGGCUGCUGGACUUAAUAAUCAAACAAGAAACGAACUUGCUGCAGUUUUUCAAGCGAUGGGAUCAGGAAAUGUUCUGGAGAAAAUCAUGAACGCCGGAUUCAAAGUAAUCGAAUUCAUACAGACUACAGUCACAUUCGCAGCCAGCUUCCUUCUCGCUCAUAUGAUACUUGAACUUUACGAUUUUUCUGCUGAUUAUCAGCUUGUCUUUUAA